UAUCCAAAGUAGCAGAAAAAACUAGAAUUGGUUUUCAGGAAGUUAACAUCCCCUUCUCUCUCAUGAUCUCCGCCGCCGCCAAGGCAUGUCUGAUCACAGCAGAACCUCUGCCAGCUUCUCUUAUCUUCUCUUCCUUCUCCUGCUUCCAGCUCUCCUACUGAUCUCAUCGUCUCCUCUAGCCUCCGCCGGCAAUUCUUUGCCGCCGGCGGCUGAGAAAGCAGUCCUCGUAGACCUCAAGCACUUCCUUCUCCGACAUAAUCCGGUCAACCGCGGCCUCUACGCCGGCUGGAACGAGUCGGAACAGGUCCCUUGCCGAUGGGCGGGCAUCGCCUGCGAUGCGGAAGGCCGUGUCGCCGGAAUUGAUCUCAGGGACUCGAGCAUCUCCGGCGGCAUCUUCCCCGACUUCUACCUCCUCCCUGCGCUGGCUCGUCUUGAUCUCUCCUCCAAUAAUAUUAAAGGCCCCGUUCCGCCGGAGCUGAACCAAUGCCACGGCCUUCGGUAUUUGAAUCUCUCGAAUAAUUUUAUCGACCGCGAGCUCAAUUUAACUGCUCUAAACCUACUUGAUACACUCGACGUCUCCGUGAAUCGUUUCGUUGGUCGGGUCUUGGAGAGCUUCCCGGUGAAUUGUGGGAAUUUGGUUUCUCUCAAUAUUUCGUCCAAUAAAUUCACCGGCGAUAUCGGGAACUACUUUGACGGAUGUCGCGGGAAAUUGCGGGAUCUUGAUGUGAGCUUGAAUGGAUUUGGACGGAAGAUAUGGAUGGGGUUCUGGUGGCUGAGGGAGUUCUUGGCCACGGAUAACGGUUUCACGGGAACGAUAGCGAUGGAGAGUUUUCCGGUGGGUUGUAGUCUGGAAACCCUAGAUCUUUCCGGCAACGGGCUUAAUGGCAGUUUCCCGGAUUCGAUCGCCAACUGUUCGAGGAUGGUGGCAUUGAACCUUUGGGGAAAUUUCUUCACCGGAAAGAUUCCAUCGGGUAUUGGAUUGCUUUCUGAACUUAACACUCUUUUCAUCGGCAAUAAUAGCUUUGAUCGGGAAUUGCCAGUCGAGCUCCUCAAUUGUCGGAAAUUGGUGUUUCUCGAUCUUAGCAGGAACAAGUUUCGCGGAGAAAUUCAAAGAAUUUUGGGGAAUUUCACCUCGCUCAAGAUUCUACUACUGCAUUCAAAUUCAUACAGGACAGGAAUCGAGGAAUCUGGUAUCCUCAAGCUUCCAAAUCUUAUCCGCAUCGAUCUCAGCUACAACAAAUUUUCCCGGGAGUUGCCCAUUGCCUUCGCCGAGUUGCCUCAGCUAGAGUUCUUGACGCUCGGCUCCAAUGAUUUCUAUGGUAAAAUUCCUCCCGAGUACGGGAGAAUCGCGACUCUUCAAGCCCUCGAUCUGUCCUUUAAUCGGCUAAGCGGUGGAAUUCCCCCGCAACUUGGGCAAUUAACGUCGCUGCUCUGGCUCAUGCUCGGGAACAACCAGCUUACUGGUGAAAUUCCGUCGGAGAUCGGCAAUUGCAGCAGCCUUCUAUGGCUGAAUCUGGCAAAUAAUCGGCUCUCCGGCAGACUCCCGCCGGAGAUCUCCGGGAUCGGACGGUACCCUUUCCCGACUUUUAAGAAGAAUCAGCUCCACGACAGCAUCACGCCCGGCUCCGGCGAGUGCCUAUCGAUGAAACAAUGGCUCCCGUCCACAUACCCACCCUUCAGUUUCGUCUACGCGGCCAUGACUCGCCGGAACUGCAGGGCGAAAUGGGAUCAGCUCCUCAAAGGUUACGGUGUGUUUCCAGUUUGUCUAAAUGCCUCAAAGCCAAUACGAACACUAGACAGCACCGGGUACCUCCAGCUUUCCGGCAACCUCUUCUCCGGCGAAAUCCCAUCGUCAAUUACCCAAAUGGAUCGGCUCAGUAUCCUGAACAUCGAAAACAACAAGCUCUCUGGUGAGCUCCCACCGGCGAUAGGGCAUUUGCCUCUGAUAUUGUUGAACGUCGCAAACAACCAGUUCUCCGGAACAAUUCCAGCAGAACUCAGCGAGAUCCAGUGCCUUCAGAUCCUCGACCUCUCCCUUAACAAUUUCUCCGGUGAAUUUCCGGCUAGCCUCAACAACAUGUCCGACCUCAACAAAUUCAACGUCUCCUUCAACCCUCUCCUUCACGGGAUCAUUCCUAUGAGCGGCCAGAUUGCAACGUUCGACAACAGCUCCUUCAUCGGCGACCCUCUCAUGUCAUUUUCCACCUCCACCUCCAUCUCCCUUCACAACAACACUUCGCCUACCACAGCCGGCCGGCGAUCGAGAAUCAAAAUCGUUUCCAUCUGGAUCAUUCUCCCCUUAGCUGCCGUCAUAUUCCUCUUCGGCCUUGCCUCCUUCAUUCUCUGCCUCGUAUUACGGUCCCCUGUUCUCUCUCCUUCAGUAAUAGAACCAUAUCCAUACUUUUCUGAAACAGACAGCUUCCUGUUUGAAGGAAUCAAGCAACUGCCUCCUUCUACAUCACUCUCUCCUUCACAUCUCUCCAACAGCUCUCCCGGCGGCGGCGUGAAGGUUUUCCGUCUCGAUAAAACGGCCUUCACCUACAAGGACAUCGUGUCAGCAACCGGAAACUUCUCUGCUGACAUGAUAAUCGGCUGCGGUGGUUCAGGCGUGGUUUACCGCGGAAUGCUCCCGGAUGGCCGGCACGUUGCGGUGAAAAAGUUGAGGAGAGAAGGCGUUGAAAGCGAGCGAGCAUUCCGAGCUGAGAUGGAGGUGCUCGCCGGAGGCCACUCUAAUCUCGUGUCCAUCUAUGGUUGGUGCCUCGCCGGAUCAGAGAAGCUCUUAGUGUACGAGUACAUGGAAGGAGGGAGUUUGGAGGACGUAAUCAAAGAUCGCAGGAGAUUCGGGUGGGCUCAACGGAUGGAGGCGGCGGUGGGGGUGGCUCGCGCAUUGGAGUAUCUGCAUCACCAAUGUGUGCCCGCGGUGGUUCACCGUGAUGUCAAGGCCAGCAAUGUGAUGAUGGAUGGAAACGGGAUGGCAAAGGUGACUGAUUUCGGGUUAGCAAGGAUGAUGAUGAAUGGGGAAACACAUGUGAGCACGAUGGUGGCGGGGACCGUGGGGUAUGUGGCGCCGGAGUACGGGCAGACAUGGAGGGCAACGACCAAGGGGGAUGUGUAUAGCUUUGGGGUGCUGGUGAUGGAGCUGGCGACGGGGAGGAGGGCAGUGGAAGAAGGAGGGGAGGAGUGUUUGGUGGAUUGGUUGAGGAGGUUGGGGAUGGAGGUGGCGAUAGAGGAGGUGGAGGGGUGGGAGGAGGAAGAAGGUAGUGAGGCAAUGAGAGGAUUGAUGAGAGUUGGGAUGAGGUGCAUGGAGGAGUCGCCACAGGAUCGGCCGGACAUGAGAGAGGUGGUGGUGCUAUUGAUGAGGAUUAUGAAGGGUUCGGAUUCUGAUUGGGAUGGAAGUUUGGAUCCACCCAUGUUAGCUAGAUAGUCAUUUAAUUAUAGUUAGUUUUAUUGAUAGUGAGUUUCGUAUUUAUUGAACUUAUUUUAAGAUUGAUACAGUAUUUAAGAUAGUUUAUACUGUGUACAUGAUCUUAAAAUGAAUUCAAUGAUUUUGAGAUGAUUUUAAUAAAAAUUAAAUCAAUGUCAUAUGAGGUUAAUUACAAGCACGGUGUACAUUGAGAUUAUAGGGGUAGGCAAUGUGAUGUAAUUUAAAUACAAAUACAAUCAUACAAUAUCAUGAAAAAUUAUUUUGCAGA
Molecule: messenger RNA, 3692 nt
Organism: Phalaenopsis equestris
Lineage: Eukaryota; Viridiplantae; Streptophyta; Magnoliopsida; Asparagales; Orchidaceae
Product: probable LRR receptor-like serine/threonine-protein kinase At1g74360
Exons: 1
Coding region: 86-3424 (1112 amino acids)
Biological process (GO): protein phosphorylation
Molecular function (GO): ATP binding; protein kinase activity; receptor serine/threonine kinase binding
Source: RefSeq, a predicted model, not a curated record